Molecule: messenger RNA, 1893 nt
Organism: Adineta ricciae
Lineage: Eukaryota; Metazoa; Rotifera; Eurotatoria; Adinetida; Adinetidae
Source: the annotation of a GenBank genome assembly
AUGCGAUCAACAAGUUGUGUAUCAUGUCGAAUAUUCGCUUGUAGAACACAUUCAACACCAUCGACCCAAAGUGCAUCGUCACAACAAUGUGCGGAAAUGCGUACUCAUCGAGAAACGAUUCUCGAAGCAUUACUCGAAGGUGAACAACGUUAUAUCAAUGAAUUGGAAGAUUUCGUUCAGAAAACUAUCCAGCCAUUGGCACAUGCACUUUCAACAUCGGGACAAAUCCCACAUCUCCAUCUCGAUGUUCACAUGCUGGAUGAAUUAACAAAAUUUCAUCGCCAUCUGCUGCAUGUUCUACGCGACAACUCAAAAUCACAACAUCGUGUUGGUGGAAUAUUUCUUCAAUUAGCACCGAGUCUGAAAUCAAUUUUUGAAAUAUAUUGCUACCAACAUGCUAAAGUUCUCUUUCUACUCAAUCAUAAUAAAGAACGAAUCUACAAUGUGCUAGCUAAAAUUGAUUCAUCAAUGGAUGCUAAUCAUUCAUAUAUACAAUUAAUUAAAAACCUUUCAUUACCAUUGAGUCGCUUGGAGAAAUACGCCAAUCUACUUAAAGAGUAUUUGCAUAAUCUUGAAGAAUUUCAUAUUGAUCGAGGCGAUGCACAACGAGCAGCAGAAUAUUAUGCUGAAUUAGCUUGUCUCGGUGCUGAAUGGCGUAAACGUAAAGAAUGGGAACUUGAUAUCAUUCAUAGUACGAUACAUGGACUCGGUUUGGAAUCUUUAAGUUCAUAUGGUGAUGCAAUUUGUCUUUGUCCUGUUAAUAUCCUCUCGGAAAAUCUUGGGCAAAUAGCAUUGGAGCGUAUAGCGAUAUUGUAUCCAUCAACACUCUUCCUGCUCUCGACUACGACGUCGUCGAAUGCACAACAAGAAUAUCAAGUCGAGAAUCGAUUUUUAUUGAAUCAAAUCACUGUCAGUAAAAUCGUAGACGAUAAUAUUCUAGGCAAACGAGCGUUGAAAAUUAAUGCCCCAUCAAAUCAAUCAAUGAUCAUCACGUUCCCUAGUCCAGUGGAAUAUCAGGAAUGGUGUGAGAAAUUCUGCUCAGUAUUAACUCCAAGGUCACCGCAAACUCAUCAUCAUCAUCACAAUGCACCGUAUACUCCACAACAAGUGUCUAAAUCGGUAUCAUCAUUACCUAACACAAUGAUGAAGUCAUCACCAAUGAGUUCGGGAAAUAUUUCAUCGAGAACGCCAGUUCAGUCACCAGCGCCGGCGAAACACAAUAUACCACCUGUUGCAUGGUCGAAGGGAUGUCUUCGACCACAUUCACCCUUGCGGCCUCGUCAACAAGGCGCAUUGACAAAUCACUCUUCAACAACGACAUCUGGUACAAAUUUAAUCGGAUCACCAGUCCUUUCCGGAGGCGGUGGGAUGGGUAUCAAUGAUCCGUCUGGAGGUUCGAAUGAAACAGGAUCAAAUCGAACACUUCGACGUUUCAUGACCAUGAAAAAGUCCAAAGCGAAUGAGUUUCUCAAACGUGUGGAAACAAGUGAAGGCGAUUCACUUCUAUUGUCUGUCAUCGAAGCCUAUUGUGUCACGAAUACUAACAACGGGACUGCUAUUGCUGGUUUGAAUACUCUGAUCGCUAAAGCACGACAUUCAAUGUCAACAGCUGGAAUCACGAGUGCAGUUAGUAGUAAUGCUGACCAUCCAUUAUCGUUAGUCAGUGGUCAAUCAAAUGCCCAUUUAGAUCAUUCAAACAUUCCACUAUUACCUGCACAAUCGUCUAGCGUGACAAUACCAACUGAUAUAGAACGUCGUGCGUUGAUAGAUAUGAUGAACGAACUUCGCUUAGGAUUUAAAAGUCUCCAAUACGAACUAGAAGAAGAACGUCGAGCACGUCGACAGUUAGAAAGUCAGAUACAACGAUUAUUUCUUACUUCAACUGGAAAAUAA